CAGCUCGCCUCGCCGUCAUAUCGUUCGAUCGAGAUGCUGCCCGUCCAGAUUGGCCAACUGGCCGAUGAUGGAGAUGAGGCAAACAAGGCGUGGACAGGGGAGAAGAGGCGCCGCAAGCACCUGCCCCCAUCAUCUUCCGAUGCUCCUGCCACUGCCCAAGACCAUGGAGAUCCAAUUUCUCAUGCCACAGACAUGGAGGACACCAUCCAAGGGGCCCAAGAUCAGAUUCCUCAUGCGACAGACAUGGAGCUGCUGCUCAGAACAGAUUCGGCACAAGAAGAAAGCUACGGGCCGGACUCCCUUAUCAGCGAGGAAGACCAUGGAGACAUGGAGGGCACCAUCCAAGGGUGCCAAGAUCCGAUUUCUCAUGCCACAGACAUGGAGGGCACCAUCCAAGGGUGCCAAGAUCCGAUUUCUCAUGACACAGACAUGGAGCUGCUGCCCAAAACAGAUUCAGCACAAGAAACAAGCCAGGAUUGCUUCGGGCCGGACUUCCUCAUCAGCGAGGAGGACGAAACCCGUUUUGCCCAACGUUUGCAUUCCAACAUUCCUAUUCCUCGUACUAACCUGCCACUUUAUAUUACAUGGGAGGAAGAAGACAAGAUAGAAGCGCGCCUUGCACGCCUUCGCAUCGCUUAUUACAAGCUUGUGAAUCCGGAGUGCGCAUGUGAGCUCAAGGAACCAGAAGAAUACACCGAUGAUGAACUUCUUAACGAGUCGUACUUUGAGAGGUUGGAGGAUGAUGAAAGUUUUGAGUGGUACAUCCAUCGUGAAGACACCUGCAACAUUGAAUUGAAUGACUACCAACGGAUUGUCCCUCGUAAUUUUCUAAGUGUACUGAGUGGAAACCUGUACUGCUAUCACGAUGAGUACCGCUCACGUUAUCAUACAUAUUUCCUGUUUCCCAGUUUUUUAUGUUUAUUCAAACUCUGGACUAGUCUAGCUGCUGAUUUUAAUGAGUGA
Triticum urartu is the source of this 963-nucleotide messenger RNA. The record is from RefSeq and is a predicted model, not a curated record. NCBI's taxonomy places the organism in Eukaryota, Viridiplantae, Streptophyta, Magnoliopsida, Poales, Poaceae.